Vitrella brassicaformis is the source of this 6119-nucleotide messenger RNA. The record is from the annotation of a GenBank genome assembly. Lineage: Eukaryota; Vitrellaceae.
CUCGGAUUGGCUCAUCUACGCCUGUAAGGCCCUCUCAUCUACGCAGGCGCUCGAUUUGCUCAUCACAUUCUGCCUAGCAGACUUGUGUUUGGUCAAUAAUCCCGCGCCGGAUCCGAAAGGCUGACUGCUGUCGUCGUGCCGGGUGUGGCGGGUCAUCCAUCCAUCCAUUCAUCUCGUGUGGUGUUUGGUGUGCGUGAGGAUGAUAUCUGCGCCGAAGCGGAGCAACACGGGGGGGACGGGGAAGAAGAUGGUCAUCAAGGCCUUCAAAGGUACGCACGCACACGCGGGACGGACGGCAGGGAGGCAAAGGGAAACACAAAGACAGACAGACAAACAGACAGAGAAACAGAGAAACAGGGCUUCCCGCGCUUCUCUGUCUGUCUAUCUGUCUGUCUGUCUGUCGUGCAUGUCGUGUGUGUGCUGUGCUGUGCUCUGUGUGUGUGUGUGUGUGUGUCCAGAGAAGCCUCGUCUGCCCGAGGAUUUUGAGGACCGCACCUGGGACAAGCUGCAGCGGGCUGUCGUGGCCGUCUUCGAACGCAGAAAAAUCAACGACAGCGAAGAAGAUCUAUACAGAGUACACCUAGGCAGACAGACAGAUCAGCAGAGCAAGCAGACCUCUGCAGGAACUUCCCUCGCUCAUGGGUUGGGUAAAUGUCGUGGUUUGUUUGUCGAGCGCAGGACGUCGAGAAUUUGUGUCUGCACAAGAUGGCCGCCAACCUGUACGGCCGCGUCGAGAAGGAGUGCUCACAACACAUCACCAAAAAAGUCAAGUCAGUGCCCGGCGAGCGAAUCACAAACACACAACAGCCACUGCACUGCCUUACCCUCUCCCACCUGUCCGUGUGUGUGUGCGUGUGUGUGUGUGUGACACUGCAGCUCUCUGUUGGCGCAGGCGGGCGACCCUGAGGCGUUUCUGCCUCUAGUGGAGCAGCUCUGGAAGGAGCACUGCCAGACCAUGGUGGGUCGGUCAGUCAGUCAGUCAGGACACACAGACAGACAGACAGACACAAGGACUGCCACCCACACCACAGCACACCACACCUGACAACCACAUGCCUCACUGAGUGAGAAGUUACGUCUGCCUUGUCCUCCCUCCUCCCGACUCCCGACUCCCUGCUGCCGCCCGCAGGCCACCCUUCAGAAUUUCUUUCUGUGUUUGGAUCGCACCUAUGUCCUCGCCCAGCAGAACAGCCACAUCAGGCCUGUCUGGUCAGCACACCACAGCACCUACACACACACACACACAAGGAAGGUUGGACACCAAGGAAACGAUCCCUGCAUUGACCGAGUGUGUCUGCCUGUGUGGUGUGCAGGGAGCUGGGUCUGUGGCAGUUUCGGAAGCGUUUCCAGGAGCUGCAGGAGGUGCAGAGUAAAACGGUCGACGGGCUGCUCGCACUCAUACAAAGCGAAAGGUGGGAGGCCCGCCGGGGCUCGACACACUCUCUCUCUCUCUCUCUCUCCGUAUGUCUCUGUGUGUGUGUUUGUGUUGUGUCACGUCAGGCAAGGGCUGUAUGUGCCGCGCGAUUUGCUCAAGACCCUGGUGCGCAUGCUCGUCAGCCUCAGGGUAACCAGACCACCUGACCUGACCACAGAACAGACCAGCAGUCGGCACGCAGACCAGACAACUGAGCUGCCGGGCGUGUGUGUGCGUGUGCAUAUGUCUAGGUAUACGACGAGGCGUUUGAGAAGAAGUUUCUGGAGGAGACAGCCCGGUUCUACGAGAACGAGGGUAACCAGCUCAUAUCGACCGCACAGGCCGCAGACUUCCUCGCACACGUCGAACGCAGAAUCAACCAAGAGGUGCCCUCAGGGCAGGGCCAGCACCCCACACAGCCGAUAUAUAGCUAACAAGACAGCCUGCAAACAGACAUCUAUCUCUGUCUGUGUGUGUGCUUGUCAUGUUGUUUGUCGUGCUGUCUGUCGUGUUUGUUUGUUGUGUGCUGUGCAGGAGGAUCGUCUGCAGAAGUACCUCGACAUCCGCACCCGCAGCCGGCUGCUGGACUGUGUGCGUCGCCGGCUGCUGGAGAACCACACGCAGGACCUCCUUGACAAGGGUCAGUCAAUCACAUCACACCACAGAGAGAGGAAAGGGCUGGGGCCAUUCUGUGUGCCUGUGUGUGUGUGUGUGUGUGUAUUUGUGUGCGUCAGGGUUCAUGUCGUUGGUUGAGUAUGAUCGCGUGACGGACCUUGAGAGGCUCUACCGGCUCUAUAACCAGGUAGAUGGACUGGACAGGACAGACGCACAGAGGCCCGCCAGCCCAAGGAUCCCCUAUGCCGCUGUUAAUCUGUGUGUGUAGGUUGAUGCGUUGCCCAAGGUGCGUGCCGCCUGGUCAUCCUGCGUCAAGGUCAGUCAGUAGGGCGGUCUGGUCUGCCCACACACACACACACACACACAGAUGUCCAACGGAAGAUCGGCACAUCAUUCAGGUGUGUGUGUGUGUCAAUAUUGCCUGUCUGCCUCGAUAUGAUAUCCACAGAAGUUCGGUGCUGCGAUGAUGAAGGACGAGGAGCGCGAGAACCAGAGGAUGCUGGUCGGCAACCUACUAGAGUUCAAGACGCGACUCGACACCAUACACCAGAAGGCAUUCCAGAAGAAUCUCGACUUCCACCUUUCCAUGAAGGUAGGUGACUCACACACGUGUGUGUGUGUGUGUGCGGGCGGCGAGCGAGGGAGCGAGGAUGCAUCACUAUCGGUUGUCUCCUGAGUCGCCAUGACGGCGCGUCAGUUUUUGACGGCCUUUGGCGCCACACUGUGCUGACACUGACUCUCGUGUCAUAGUUACGCUGAGCUACCCUCCACACCACACCCUGCACACCACACACACGUGGAUGGAUGGAUGCCUGGAUGUCACACGUGCCGAUGCACCUGCUGCACUCAGCCACUUGUGUGUGUGUGUGUGUGUCUAGGAUUCGUUUGAGACCUUCCUCAACGAAAACCCCAAUGUCCCCGCGUCGCUGCUCGGUAGGUAAUCCAUCACUCACACUCACGUAGGCACACUGUCUGUGUGUGUGUGUGUGUGUCAGCCAAGUAUGUGGACGAGCUGCUGCGCGGCGGCAGUGGAGGUGCGUCGGGGGUGGGGCGGCCCUCCAGCGACCUGGAGCUCGACGAGACACUCGACCGGGUCAUGGUGCUCUUCAGAUAUCUCUACGCCAAAGACACUUUCGAGGUCACACAGACAGACAUACAGACAUACAUACAGACAGACAGACAGAUGGCUGGAGGGACAGAGAGAGAGAGACGGAAGUGCCUCGUGUGUGUGUGUGUGUGUGUUGGGCGCAGGCGUUUUACAAGAAGGAUUUGGCCAAGCGGUUGCUGCUGUCCAAGUCGAGCUCGACGGACGCCGAGAAGUCCAUGAUACAGAAACUCAAGGAGGGUGCGACACGACAUAGCACACACAGAGCUCACACAGACACAUACAUGCACCCCCACACGCAAGAGGGGAUGCCGUCACCGUGUGUGUCUUCAGAGUGCGGAACGUCAUUCACCACCAAGCUCGAGGGCAUGUUCAAAGACAUGGUCUCCCACCACACACCCACUCACACAGAGACACACACAGAUGCAGCCCCUGUUUCCCUGCCUGUCUGCAGGACCUGUCGCGCGGCACACUCGACACUUUCCUGGCAGUAAGGACACCACACACACGAUGGCUGACCGGUCAUCAGAUCUACCGUCAUCGGCCGUAAUCUCUCUCUCGUAGCGUGAGGAGACGCAGGGUGCGUUGAAGGACGCCGGCAUGGAGUUCACCUGCCACGUGCUGACGACGGGCACCUGGCCGCACUACACCACAUGCGCCGACAUCGCAUACCCCAACAGUGUAAUGUCCUUAGCUGCAGCACAUGGGCUGGGCAGCGGGAGGGAGGGGGGCAAUGAGAAUGAGAAUGAGUGUGUGUGUGGUGUUGUGUAGGCGAAUCGCGUGCAGGAGAUGUUUCGCCGAUACUACCUCUCAAAGCACAGCGGUAGGGGUCAGAUCAGUGGGGCCCGGCAGAGGGCCCAGACACAGACAGACAGACAGACCGUCUUGACUGACUGUGGGUCACGGUUUGUUUCCUUCCCUUGUGUGUCGCAGGUCGUAGUUUGAAGUUCCUGACCUCCCUCGGCCAGGCCACCCUCCGCGCAUCCUUCACCGCACCCGCAAGGGUGGGGGUCAGUCUCUCUCACACAACACAACCAAACCAAGCCAAGCCCAGCCAGCAUCUCUGCUCACUCUCUCACUCUGUGCUGUUCAGCAAGCUGUCGGGUCAGAGGGCAGUGCUCCUGCUGGUGCUAGUGGUGGUGGUGACGGUGGUGACAGUGUCAUGACUGACGGUCCCGCAGCUGCGGCAGCGGCAGCGGCGCCCUCCGGCCGUGCGUCUGGCAAGGGGGUGGGGGGGAGGGGCAGACACGAACUGGUCGUCUCGCACUGCCAGGUCUAUCAAGAAGGGGGGCAGCGCGUGUCAUGGGGUGUCCAUCAACUCAGUUCAACUAACGAAUGCACGUCUUUUCGUUGUCAGGCGAUCGUGUUGCUGCUGUUCAACCAUGCCGACAGCCUCUCGUGCGACGAAAUCGAAGCCGCUACCAAAAUAGGUAGGUAGGAAGCGACACACACACACACACACACAGAGGUGACCAGCCACACAAACAAGUGACUGGCGGGUUGUGCGCAGAGCGCAGUGAGCUGGUCCGGACGCUGCAGUCGCUGUCGUUGCACAAGGUCAACAAACUCCUCAUCAAGAGGUCACCCGGCAGAGAGGUACACACACACACACACAGAGAGAGAGAGAGAGAGGCAGAGAGGCAGAGAGGCAGCCAGAUCCGGGUGAGAAUGUUGGUUGAUGUGUGUGUGGCUCUGUGUGUGUGUGGCUUAGGUGUCGGGCAGCGACGUGUUUGAGUUCAACUCCCAGUUCCUGAGCAAGCUCUUCAGGCUCACCAUCAACCAAAUACAGUCAAAGGAAACGGUCAGCCAGCCGGGAGGACACACACAUUGCAUUUUAACACAACGCAGUCAAUGCAUUGCAUCCCGUGUUUCCCAUGUCUGUCUGUCUGUCUGUCUGGCGUGUGCGUGUGUGUGUGCCAUCAGAAGGAGGAGGCUGACGCGACCCAGAACAAGGUCUUCGAGGACCGACAGUACCAGGUCGGUCAACCCUGCAACCAACGAACGCAUGCAUCACAAACACUCUGGCCCCCCGCCCUCCCACCCGGGUCACUCUCACCCGCUGUCUGUGUGUGUGUGUGUGUGUGUCUGGCGUGUGUGUGUGUGUGCAGGUUGACGCGGCGAUAGUUCGCAUCAUGAAGUACAAGAAGACCGCCCCCCACCAGGUGCUCAUGACGGAGCUAUUCAGCCAGAUACGCUUCCCAUGCAAAUCCUCCGACGUCAAGAAACGUAUCGAAUCGCUCAUCGAAAGAGGUGAGGUGCCUCAGCCAAGCCAAGCAUCCCCGCUGUCCCACCACACGGAGGCGCCUCCCUGCACUCUCUCUCUCUCUCUCUCUCUGUGCGUGUGUGUGUGUGAUGUGUCCUUGGCGUAGAGUAUCUGGAGCGCAACGCAGAUGACCCCAACACCUACAACUAUCUGGCGUGAUGCGAUACGAUGCGACACGACCAGCUCUGGGUAAAUGUGUGUGUGGCACUAGCUACUCCCCUCCCCCCCGGCCUGUCCGUCCGAUGGAGGGCAGAGCGGUAGGUAGCGCCAGACAGCGGCCGGAUCGGCCGGCUCCUUCCUGUGUCGUGUCGUAUACAUCUACGUAGCACAUCUACGUAGCCAGCGAGAGUGUUUGUUUGCUCUUCCUUGCGCGUGUGGGGGUGCAUGGAAUGAAGGUUGGCUGCCCCCGGAUGCGGACACAGCUGCCUGACCUGACGGGUGGUCACUGCUGGUCGUGUGUGUGCGUGUGUGUGUGCGUGUCGAGAGGCAAGCCGACAAGCGGCCGAAUGAAUGCCUCUUGUGUGUGUGAUCGUGGGACGACGGCUUUUUCUCUCGCUCGCCUCUGUGGUAGUGGCCGAGUGGCCGAGUGGCCGUGGUGUGGCGCCUUGCGUGAUAUAUGUGUGUGGCUCUCUGUAGCAUAAUGACUGACUGACGGUCGCGAUAUAUAUGCGGACGGCCGUGCCGAUUCGUGACAUAACCGAGUCACACUCUAUCGCAGCAAU